Sphaeramia orbicularis (orbiculate cardinalfish) is the source of this 6216-nucleotide messenger RNA. RefSeq names its product RNA-binding protein MEX3B. The record is from RefSeq and is a predicted model, not a curated record. Bases 457 to 2421 code for a protein of 654 amino acids. Gene Ontology annotation, molecular function: RNA binding. Lineage: Eukaryota; Metazoa; Chordata; Actinopteri; Kurtiformes; Apogonidae. The transcript has 4 exons.
GUGCGCCUGGCGAGACAAAGGCGGCGGACCGACCGGGGUCAGGCGGCAGCACACAGCGGAGAAUCACUGUUAUUUUUGUUACUAAAAGCCAACAGCUAACCUUGGAUUUCAGCUGCACUCUCCCUGAUGACGUACAGAAUGAAGACUCAGUGACACUCCCAGGAAUAUGCUUUGACUCUCCAAAAAGUGGAAAACAACGGAGCCCUCUUUUCGGUUUUUAACGUUUUUCUCCUACGCCCCCCGUUUAGCGUGCUAGUUAGCUAACACUAGUAGCUAGCUCCUACUAGCGCUGCGCUGGUCGCCUCCUCCUCCUUCUGCCUGCUUCUCAUCUUUCCCUCAAGAACUGAGACACAAGCGAAGAGAGGACCUCGUCGACAAAGGCAAGAUAAAAAAAGGGUGAGCUCAACUCCCUACUAACAGGCAUCCGUGAUCUGAUGUGAGAUCCACGGAAAGAGUAUGCCUAGCCCUUUAUUCCACCCCGAGAUUAUGGACCACGACGUGGUGAUCAGCAGCCAGCACAACGGGGUCGGUCUGCCCCGAGACACAGACCAGGAAUCCCGGGAAGAGGAUCACCAAGAGGCGCUCCGCUUCGCCCUGGACCAGCUGUCACUCAUGGCCCUGGAGAAGGUGGACUGUGGGGGCGGCGGUGGUAGCGGAGGCGGCGGGCUGGUCGACACUCUGGAUGGGACCCAGGGUCCGGGAUCGGAGAGCUGCAACGGCGUGGGUGGAGGGGGCUACGUGGAUCUACAGAUGCUGGACCAUCCCAGCGGAUCCCGAGACUCGCCGACGUCUUGCUCUCCAUCCCCGGAGUAUUACGGCUCGGGCGGGUACCACAUGGCCGGCUCACACUCCAUGCUUCACGGGGAACAAAGCUCCGUCCUCUGCAGCAGGAAAAGAAGUGUCAACAUGACUGAAUGUGUGCCUGUUCCAAGCUCUGAACAUGUGGCAGAAAUAGUAGGGAGACAAGGUUGUAAGAUCAAGGCCUUGCGUGCCAAGACAAAUACCUACAUAAAGACUCCAGUCAGGGGCGAGGAACCAGUGUUCAUUGUGACUGGUCGCAGGGAGGAUGUGGAGAUGGCUAAACGUGAAAUAGUAUCUGCAGCGGAGCACUUCUCUAUGAUCAGGGCAUCCCGAUGCAAAGCUGGAGGGCCGGGUGGUGGAGGUUCACUCCCUGGACCCCCGCAUCUUCCUGGACAGACAACCAUACAGGUGAGGGUGCCCUACAGAGUGGUUGGUUUGGUUGUUGGACCAAAGGGAGCCACUAUCAAGCGCAUCCAGCAGCAGACUCACACCUACAUUGUGACUCCGAGUCGAGAGAAGGACCCGGUCUUCGAAGUGACCGGCAUGCCUGAGAAUGUCGAUCGUGCACGAGAGGAGAUUGAGACCCACAUCACCCUGCGAACUGGAACCUUUGUAGACCUACAGGGAGACAACGACUUCCACACCAACGGGACAGACGUCAGUCUAGAGGGCCUGGGUGCCCUGAGUGGUGGGCUGGGGGCAUCACUGUGGUCCAGGGCUGCCAACCAUCAUUCUGCCCCUCCUCCUCCUCCGCCAUCCCCACCUCCUGCUCUUCCAAUGGCCAUGCACCACUCCUCCAACCGCAAGCUGUCCUCCUCAGUCGCCUACAACACGCACAAUGGCGGGAUGAGCUCCGACAACUUCAACAACACACGUAAAGCCAAUGAGGGCGGCAGCCCCACAAGCCCUUUUAGCACAGGCUCCAGCAGUGCUGGAGGAGGAUUCACUUUCGGAGGUGAUUCCACACCAGGGCUGCCUUCAGAUGAACUGGGAUUUGAGUUCAGCGCUUCCAACAUCUGGGCACCUUUUGUCAACGGAACAGGCAAUAAGACGGCCAGCUCCUCCCAGCAGCAGCCUCUCCGCCGAAACAGCAGCGGCCUGAGCGGCGGCGCCAUUACUCCACGAUUGUCUCCCACUCUGCCUCAGGAUACGGGCAUGGGACCUCUGGAUCACCCGUUAGCCCGUCGUGCCCAGAGCGACCCUCUCAGCACUCUCUCCUGGCUACAGUCCGGCAGCACAAGCGGCGGCUCCUUCUCCGGAGCAUCGAGCUCCAGCUCCGGCGGCUCAUCGACCGGAUACUCCUCCUGCUCAGCCUCGUCCCUGCCCGGCGGCUCACCGACUGACUCCGAGGGAGGCAGCAGCGGAGUGGGCCUCAGCUCGGGGAUGCUUAGCAGGCUGAAGGGCAGCUCUGCGCCCGGGGUGGCCGCUCUGGUCGGCGUCAGCCCCGGGGUCAACAGGGACUGCUUUGUGUGUUUUGAGAGUGAGGUGACAGCAGCUCUGGUGCCUUGUGGUCACAACCUGUUCUGCAUGGAAUGCGCAGGACAAAUCUGCCAAUCAGCUGAGCCAGAGUGCCCCGUGUGCCACACCCCCACCACACAGUGCAUCCGUAUCUUCUCCUAAUGCUCCCGUCGGGGGUAAAUAUGUAGGAGGGGCAGGGAGCAAACUGGAGUAGGGCACCAGCUGUGGCAGAGGAAAUGGAAGGAUUCACACUAAUCUUCACACACACGAUGGACCACAAUAAUAAAUGCAUUAAUAGAGAUGAUGAUACUAUACGGAUGUUGAUGUUUAUUGCUGAUAACUGUCAAGAUUAAUAAUAACAAUAAUAAUAAUAAUAAUAAUAAUGACAAUGACUUAUUUUCAGAGUGAAGUAAAUUGAAACAAGUCUGCAGACAGUCGGGGCUCAGACAGUCUCUUAGUGCUGAACUUAUGAAAGGAAACUAGUGUCUUAUCUCUCUUCAGGCCUUCAUUUUGACCCGGAUCAGCCUUGACGCAGCUCAGGCUGCCGGCCACUGGUCUGUCUUUGACAUUUCCUCCAUUCUGGCUUCUUCAGAUCUCUGCCUGCUUUCUGUCUCACAGCCUUUUUCCUUUUGACACUUUUGUACUUAACAGGUAUUUUUCGAUGAAGCUGUCAACGAGGCCUGCACUUUUUCUACUCCUUAUUUUAAUGUUCUUGACAGGACGCAAACUUGUUCCCACAAUCCUUCGCUUUUCUCCUCUGCUCUCUCACUCAUGCUGUUGUUUGUGACAUGAAGCAGCGGGGGUUGCUAUUUUCUGAAAGCUUGGAACUUUUUUUUGAAGGUCAGCAUGUAGUCAGGCACCUGCAGAACAAAACACCCAAGGGACCUCUGAAGGAUAAAUUCCUGUUUCUCAUUGCCACACAGACAUAAGCAGAACUUAGCCAUCAGUGAUGCCAAAUGAAUGCUAUUGAAAGAAACACCAAGCAUCUCCUUUACCUUAUGAAAUUGAGUAACGUGUUUGACGAAUUUAGAUGAGCCCGGCCCACAUUUCAGAUGGGGCCGCUGCAUCAAUUCACAUUUAAUUGUAAUAAGUGAGAAACCAUUAAUGCUUCUGAAGGAAUGUGUCUGAGGUCAGUUCUCUGUACGUUUGGGCUGCCUGACAAUCCCUUUACAUCUCUUGUGUGUAUGUGUGUGCGUGUGUGUAUUGGGGUAGUUGUAAUAAAACGCCCUCUCAUGCUGGUUUCACAUUGGCGUUGUCGUAUCCUCGCCAUGAGGAGGUGUGGUUCGUAUCCUGCUGCCCGCCUGCUUCUUUCUAUCAUAGAAAGGUGAUCCCUCCACACCAGGACAUCUUCCCUCCGGUCCUUUCACAUCCUGUCUGUUACACUUAGUUUCGCGUAUUUAGUGUUUUCUACUAGUUUUAUGACUAUUGACUGUCAUGUGUGUGGCUAACAGACAUAUUUUCAACUCUAGGGUAAGAUAGGGCUUUCUGAUGUCACACAUGAAUGUUUUGUCCAAUAGGGGUCUUGAUAAAGGAGAAAUGGCUGCUCCUCCACAUGAAACGAAAACAAGGGGCUCGAUUGAACAAUUUUUUUUUCAUGCACUGUAAUUCCUGGCCCCUCUAAAAAAAAAAAAAAAAAGAAAAAAAAAGAAACUAUGAACAGCUCUUACUGUUUUUGUUUGGUUUUCAGUCUUCCACCCCAGUCUCGCAGCAAAGCUGUAUGGCACUCUCUCAAACGACACACUGUUGGCCCCAUAUAGCGCUGCACUCCUGGCCAAACCUAGAGCACUAUAUGGAUAGUUGUUUGAGAUCUGUCCUGUUUUCAUAGCAUUUCUGAGUAACUCCUGAGGCAGUUGCGCCCUGUUUUGUGUUUGUGUGUUAUAGUUUUCUUCAAUUCCGUGUGAGUUUGCAGUAACUGCCUCCUAUAGUGUUAAUACUGUAUGUAUGAUUUGGGCAAUGUCAGCGUGAUGGUACAUGGUUGCCGUUCGUGGCCACUUUGAACAUACAUGGAAUCAGCUCAUAGAAUGAGACAAGCCAUGACAACUGAAUUAAAAAAAACGACACACCUGAUUAUUAAGGGCUUCCUCUGACUGCACAGACAUUAUCACAUUUUCAGGCUCUCUCAGUAGGAAGAAUCAACUUAUCCUUUAAGGCAGCUAGUAGCUAGGUCAUCCAGGGCUUCCAGACACUCUUUGUGUUCCAAUCCCAGCAGCUGCAGAAUGUUUUUUGCUUGUUUGCUGUAAUGGUUAUAUUUUCUAAUUGGUCGGUCCCUGCACAGUCAUCACCUGGUCCUCAAACCACAGUUGUUAGUUGAGUGUAGGGCUCUGCAGUGGCUGUGUGUCCUCCUCUGGACGUAAAUGCAGAUCAGGAAGUAUUGAGGUGUUGAAUAAGGAAAGAAGGGUAACUCUAUACACGAGUGAAUAAUGAGCAAAGCCACAUGGGCUUGAACCCAGUGGGCAGUUGCUGCUGUGCUUUGGUGCUCCAGCCAGUGUAGUGUUGAACCUAUUUGCUGUGCGCUUCUCUGGGUGUCUGUCUGUUCGUUUGCUGCUUAGGUGACGAGGGCAGUAGCUCCACUGAGGAAUCCAAUAAGCCGCUGUCCUGGUUGAGCACAGCAGUGCACUGAUUCUCAUGUCAGAUGUGUAGGAAAUCUGCCCUGGAGCUGAACUGCCAAUCUCUGAAGUCUGGCCCACGGUGCUUAUGUGCAACUCCCCACUGAAACGCAGUGAUGAACAAACUCAGUCGGUAGCAGGAGGGCGUCUAGUUCUCAGACUAACUUCUUCAGUGCACUGUAGACCCGACCACCCUGUUCUCAUUCCCCUAGUCCCCCCCGUGGGACUGCUGUGUUGAAACUGGCAACCCAUCCCUCAUCUGGGCUCUGAUGUUAAGUGUUGCGUUUCGUCUCGUUACUUGUGCACAUUCAGAUCAGAUACAGGGCUGCGAAAGUGUCUGAAUGAACAGAGCAGUCAUGACUGUUGUGAGUCUGUUGAGGCCAAUCUUAAGCCCUUCUUAAAACUGUCCAAGUUGAUGUGUUCAAGGAAUAAAAUGUGUUGUGUUUGGGUUUAAUGUAAAUUCUGGUGCUGCACCAGGAUGUUUCUGGCCAAUGAGCGAAUGUUAGGUUUAAUGUACAGUAGUUUAAUUGUUAAAAAAGGUACAAAUUUUUUGAGGUUGACUGCUGAUUUUUAUUUUUUUUAGCCAAACGUAUCCCCUCCCCCAUUUCCUUCCUUAAGGUUUGAAAACAGGGUUUCCUGAGGCAUGCUAGCCAGUGACCUCUGACCUUUUUUGUGAUUAGAGGGGGGAUGCAAAGAGAGCCACACCAUUAAGGGGUGACAGACUCCCCCUCAAGCCUCCGCUCUCCUAUUUUGCUUUAAUUCUCUUUGUAUGCAGAACCAAAAUGUAAACGUCAGCAAACUAGGUUUCAGGCCUGACCUGUAUGUAAAUACCCGGAAUACAAUCAUUGGGAUCUUGUUUUCAAAAGCAAAAGGACUUAAUUGAAGAAAAGUGUAGUUUCUAAAGAACAUGUAUCAUUAUUUGUAAGUUAACCAUCUGCAUGUCUUCAAGCCAUCUGGCUUUAGCUAAUAAUUUUUAAGAUUAAAAAAAAAAAAAACUUUUUACACAUUUUAUUUUUUACAAUUUAUUUGCUUACCUAAAUAUCCCAGACAAUAAUGUGACCCUUUUUAUUACUUCAAAUUUAUUUUUGUUUUCCAUUUUUUUAUUUUCUUUAUUUCCUGUGUACUACAUAUAGGCAAUUUAUAACAAAAUGAGAAAAUUAUUGAAGAAAUUUUAAAAUUGAAAUAUAUUUUAUUUGAAAGUUUAUGGACCUUUUAACCGUGAGCCGGAAAAAUUGUAUAAUCAUAUAAUUUGAGCUGACUUGACGGUUAUGAGAAAUGUAUCAAGAGUUUUAUUUUUUAUGCUUCUUUAAUAAAGUCUUGUUUUUGGUUUCAUUUUUUUACUGUAAAAUAA